Messenger RNA from Cyanidioschyzon merolae strain 10D, 1335 nucleotides. RefSeq names its product similar to Raf/ATN-like protein kinase. The record is from RefSeq and is a predicted model, not a curated record. Lineage: Eukaryota; Rhodophyta; Bangiophyceae; Cyanidiales; Cyanidiaceae. The coding region runs from base 1 to 1335 and encodes 444 amino acids. The transcript has a single exon. Gene Ontology annotation, molecular function: ATP binding; protein kinase activity. Gene Ontology annotation, biological process: protein phosphorylation.
AUGCGCAAAAGUUACGAUACGCAGGUCGCAACGAACGCCCCGAACAAUGACGCGUCAGCGCGAGCGGUUACGCUACCCAGCUUGCUGCUGUUCGGGACGCGAGGAGCGGCAAUAAUAGCGUCUGCGGUACUGAACUGUGUUGAGCGUUUACGACAGGCUCGGGAGGACGUAUCGUCCCAACGUUGUUGUUUCCAGUACGCGGGAAGCGAGCAUAGCUUCUGUCGUACUGAACUGCGUCGAGCUUUUCAAAGCAGGCUCGCGGGGACGACCGCUCAGCCCGAGUUGGCUCCGGUCGGGAGCUCGCCUCCACUUCCGAACGGUGGUCUGUUUCGAGCGGAGAGGCUCGUUUUGGGCGGUGUCGAACCGGACACCUCACCAGGAGGCCCUGCGGUGCAGCACCACCUGAUGCAGCAGUCCCAGCAGCACGCGGACGACUCUUGUACAACCGCAGCGCAGCCGAGCUUGGACUGGAGUGAGCUUGAGGUGUUCGAAAAAAUAGCCUCGGGCACAGACACGGACAUCUUCCGAGCUUCUCUCCACGGCGAUGCGGUCGCUGUGAAGGUACUCUCCAAGUACGCUUCUACCGACGCUGAAGACGCUUUUAAUCGCGAGUGGAGGACCUUCGUGGAGCACGACCUCAGGCACCAGAACAUCAUCCGCUUCUACGGCUGGGGCUAUCGACCAAACGGGGAGCGCUUUCUUGUCGUAGAGCACGCCAAAGGCGGUAGCUUGCGGCAAGCACUGACUCGGCGACUCUGGAAGGACAUCGGACGAGUGGUUCGCCUCGCCCGCGACAUUACCGCUGCACUCGAGUACCUACACAGCCGAAACAUUAUCUACAGAGACCUCAAGUCCAGCAACGUACUCCUGGAUGCGUCCUGGAAUCGAGCGCUGCUGUGUGAUUUCGGAAUCGCCAGAGCGAUGAUAGGCGAUGGUGCAGGCCAAAUGACCCGCGAAUGCGGUACCUAUCAGUACAUGUCACCUGAGGUGAUUCUCGGGAAAGCAGACUACGGCGAGAAAGCAGAUAUCUACAGUUUUGGCAUCCUUUUGAAUGAGAUGUGCACGGGGGAGAUUCCCUUCAGUCGUCAGCGACUCCUUCCUGUGCAGGCUGCGGCAGCGGUGGUGAACAAGGGUCUGCGACCCGGUAUGCGCGGCUCCGUAGAGCGCAAGUAUCCAGAGUUGCACGCGCUCAUUCGCAAGUGCUGGGCGCAACGGGACGAUGCUCGACCCACAGCUGCGGAAGCACGCGCUGAACUGGAUGCCAUUCUGGUUAAAUAUUUUUCUGCGGAUCAGACGCCGACCGCAGAUGCGCAGCUAUCCACGGCCACAACUUGA